CGAAAAUACAAUCUUCAUUACAUCAUGUAGUUCUGAUUUUAAGAUGGUUCAUGAGCUAUAUAAGGCUUAUAUCAUGAAAGUUUCUCUCUGCAAAUCAAAUCCUAGGGAGUGGAAUAUGGAGAAGCUAAGGAUCCAGAUCUUACCUUCUGUCUUCCUCCUUGUUUUUAUCUUGCAUUCAGGCCCAACCACAUCUCAGGAAGUUGAGGACGAGCAGGAAUUUGAUUAUGUUGAAGGGAGUGGUAAAGGACCAGAACAAUGGGGAGAAAUUCAUCCUGAAUGGGCCUUGUGCAAGAAUGGAGAAAUGCAGUCUCCAAUUGAUCUCUUGAAUAAGAGGGUGCAGAUAGUGUCACAUUUGGGGAGACUUAAGAGGAAUUAUAGGCCUUCCAAUGCAACCAUUAAGAAUAGAGGCCAUGACAUAAUGUUGAAGUGGGUGGAUGGCGCAGGAUGGAUUGAAAUCAACGGUACUCAAUAUGUGCUCCAACAGUGCCACUGGCACUCACCAUCUGAGCACACCAUUAAUGGAAAGAGGUUCGACCUAGAAGUGCACAUGGUUCACCAAAGCAUCUCCGACAACAAGACUUCUGUGGUUGGAAUUAUGUACAAAAUCGGACGACCUGAUACGUUUCUAUCUAAGAUAAUGGGAUACAUAAAUAGCAUAGCUGAAACAAAAGAAAAGGAGACAGUUGUGGGUGUGGUUGACCCAAAGAAUAUAAAGCUAGGUAGUAGGAAGUAUUACAGAUACAUGGGCUCCCUCACAGUUCCUCCUUGCACUCAAGACGUGGUUUGGACCAUUGUGAGAAAGGUUAGGACGGUUUCAAGAGAACAAGUGCGGUUGCUGCGAGAGGCUGUUGAUGAUGAUGCAGAAAAUAAUGCCAGACCAGUGCAACCAAUUAAUGGGCGUUCAAUUCACCUCUAUAGACCAAGGCUUCGCCUAGACAAUUAAUUAAUUUGCUUGUA
This is a messenger RNA of Nelumbo nucifera (sacred lotus), 957 nucleotides long. RefSeq names its product alpha carbonic anhydrase 7. Gene Ontology annotation, molecular function: carbonate dehydratase activity; zinc ion binding. NCBI's taxonomy places the organism in Eukaryota, Viridiplantae, Streptophyta, Magnoliopsida, Proteales, Nelumbonaceae. Gene Ontology annotation, biological process: one-carbon metabolic process. The record is from RefSeq and is a predicted model, not a curated record.